CCUCACCUCUCUCACAGUUCAGAAUGGUGCUAAUAGGACACAGAGAAUCUGGGAAGAGUUCUUCAGGCAACACCAUCCUGGGCAGAGAGGAGUUUGACCUUCAGACAUCCGCACAGUGUGUGAAGAGACAGGGCGAAGUAGCAGGUAGACAGGUCACUGUAGUUGACGCUCCAGGGUGGCUUCUUAAUUCCAAUCUGAAAGACACCCCAGAACUCACAAAACAGGAGAUCCUUCUCAGUGUUUCACUGUGUCCACCAGGACCUCACAUCCUCUUGCUUCAUGUACGUGUAGCAAAUGCCUUUCACUCUAAACAGCGUAAAAAUCAUGGAGGAACACAUCAAUCUUCUUGUUGAAGGAGUGUGGAGUCACACCAUGGUUCUGUUCAGCCAUGGAGACUGGCUUGGAGACACACCCAUUGAGCAGUACAUAGAGAGUGAAGAGGCCCUGCGGUCUCUAGUAGAUAGGUGUGGGAACAGAUAUCAUGUCCUGAAUAAUGAGAGCAAGGGUGGCAAGCAAGUAACACAGCUUCUGGACAAGAUUGAAGAAGUGGUCGCUGGAAACAGUGGUCAACACUAUGAAGUAGAUGACAACCUUAUCCUGGAGGUGGAGAGGGAGAGAUUGGGCUUUGGAACAAGGGCAGAGGAGAGAGAGACCAAAGCUUAUAAACAUAGCACGACUUUUAAAUAUGUCAUGGGUGACAUUCAGCCUCUGUCAAAAGUACGAGUCAUGCUACUGGAAUUUGCUGAUAUAUUUUCCCCAUCGGCACAGAUUGAUGAGUCUUUGCAGGGAGCGGCAAUUCAGUGUGAGAAGCAGCAGUUUGAAAUAGGAGGUCGAGAUGUCACCAUGGUGAUUGUUUACAUGUUGCCGAGUAACAACACUUUAGAGGACACAAAGGCAGAGCUGGUGUCCAGCUUGUCCUUGUGUGACCAAGGUCCACAUGCCUUUUUCUUGGGCAUCAACAUGGAUCAUCAAUUUCUGGAGGGAAAACGAAGACGGUUGCAGGAACUGUUUGAGCUUCUGGGAGAUACAGUGUGGGAUUACGCCAUAGUCUGUUUAUUCUCCGACAACCCGUUUGCAGACAAGAUCGUUGAGGAGUACAUUGAGAGCGAAGGAGAGGCCCUACAUUGGCUAAUUGAGAAAUGUGGGAACAGAUAUAACUUUCUUCCUGGGGAAGACAGCUGGCCAGACCUUCAUCGCAAGAUAGAUGAGAUGAUGGCGCUCAACGGCAGCAAACAUUUUCAGUACGAGGAAGGCACAAGCAAUCGGACCACAACAGCAGCCGACUGGAAGAUGGAAGUGCACCAGAUGAAAGAGAAUAAGCUAGCUAAGAGUAUGGACACAGCUCCAAACAUGGGGGGAGAGGAAAAGUCUGAAGUAACCUCAGAGAGGAGGUCUGUCCACCACUCCCUCAUGUCAGACACAACAUCUGAAGCACCACCCGGAGAAGACAUAUCAGACACCAAUAUAAGGCAACAUCCUAAGAGAGGCGGCGAUGACAGGUCUGACAUCACUUCAGGCCGUGGCACACACAUCUCAGACACCGCAUCUGAAGCUCCUUCAGAGGGGGGCUCUGUGAUGUCAUUGGAUAGCAGCUCAGGGUUUGGCUCGCUAACAUCUGGAACACUAGAGAGUAGAAGAAUGGAACGUAAGAGAUGUGAGGAUGAGAAGGAGAUCAGCAGCACGGAUCAAGUGGAAAAUUCAGAAGAGGAGACGAGGGAGGAACUGGCUUCUUAGACUUUAUUUUCCUUUCCUUAUAUCCCUUUCCUUUAAUUACCUCAAUGAUUAUUGAUCUGGAAAUUGAAUUGUUAUAAAGUUAAUGUCAUUGUUAUGCCUGUCAUGACAACUAUCUAAAUGAUUGUGACAUAUGCUAAAAGGGCCCGCACCGACUUUGAUGUUGUAUAAUUUCUUUAUGCUUUACGCUUUAUGCUAUGACUACGAAACUUGACUUUUCCUUAAAUUUAGUUGGCUAUAAUUUAGUACCAAAAGAUUAGGUUUAUUAUUUUUGCCGCAUGGCAAUGGUUUUCUGACAGGUAUGUUGGACCAAAAAUCACUUAUCUAAGUCUCAUCAGUGUACCUUCCUUAUCGCAUACUACUUAUCGCAUAGUUAUUUCAUUACAUAAGCAUAACUUUACCUAAUCUGAUAUCAGCAUCAUUAAUUAUCAUCAAUUUAUAAAAUGGCACAACUGAGAGGGAACAUCUUUCUCACAGAAAUACUGUUUUCAGGCAGACCAGAAUGGUGCUGGUGUCCAUUCCCACACCAGGUUCAUUCAGAUUCAAAGUGAUUAACACGUUAUAAUAAUAAUGACUGCAGUGACUAUGUCGCUUUGAGAGUAAGUAGAUCCAAAACGCUGUGCUUCAUUCUAUGUAUUGCUGUUGGUAGGCCUACCACUUCCUGCUUGUCAAGCAACAAAGCUUGAUUUAUUUAAUCAACAUUCCUUUUAUU
This is a messenger RNA of Engraulis encrasicolus (European anchovy), 2443 nucleotides long. RefSeq lists its product as uncharacterized. NCBI's taxonomy places the organism in Eukaryota, Metazoa, Chordata, Actinopteri, Clupeiformes, Engraulidae. The transcript is spliced from 4 exons. Bases 295 to 1734 code for a protein of 479 amino acids. The record is from RefSeq and is a predicted model, not a curated record. Gene Ontology annotation, molecular function: GTP binding.